AUGUUUUUUGAUGAGCUGGAUUCGAUAGCCAAAGCUCGUGGAGGCAGUUCGGGCGAUGCAGGCGGUGCUGGAGACCAAGUGUUGAAUCAGAUUCUGACGGAGAUGGACGGGAUGAAUGCGAAGAAGAACGUGUUUGUGAUUGGUGCUACGAACCGACCUGACCAGAUUGAUCCGGCGCUCCUCCGACCGGGACAAUUGGACCAGCUGAUCUAUAUCCCCCUACCGGAUGAGACCUCUCGAGAAUCGAUCCUGAAAGCCGCGCUGAAGAAGUCACCCCUGUCGCUGUCAAUCAACCUGAGAUUCCUUGCCCAAUCCACGCAUGGCUCGUUCAAGUUCCCCGAGGUUGAAGGGGGGGCUGGUGGAGGUGGAGGCAGUGGAGGGGCUGCGCAAUUCGGGCAGGAUAACAAAGAGCCACAGGACAACAUGCACGCGUGGAUUCAUCGAUGGCUCGUCACCCUGCUCGUCGAAAUCACCCUUCUUACGUUGGUCACCAAUGCGAUUCCACUUGGAAACGUAGCUACGAGCUAUCCUCAACCCCCGCGCUACCGCGAUCAAUUCGGAAACGUACCCACGAGCUACCCUCAACCCCCCGGCUAUCGAGAUCAGUUCGGAAACGUACCUACGAGCUAUCCUCAACCCCCGGGCUACCAUGAUCAGUUUGGAAACGUGCCUACGAGCUAUCCUAAACCCCCGCGCUAUCGCGGUCAGUUUGGGACUGAUUCCGGUCCAAAUGAUUUGCGUCCUGUCAACAACAAACAAGAAUAUAGCCAGGAAGAACUUGAUGAGGUGCUCAAUAAGGUCAAGGCGAUCAAGAAUAAGAAAAAACUCGCCCGGAUCGGCAAAAGGGUGAACAAGAUCAACAAGCCCAAAUCAUGGCUUGGCAAAUUGUUCGAGCGUAUCCUCAACUUCCUCCGACGCAAAAGAAGAACCCCUCCUGCCGUCGGCGUUUUGGAGCAGACAAAGGCAGUCGGCCAGGCAAGCGUGGCUCCGGUCGUCACUGGAAUCUCUCUAGGAAUCUUGUCCGCCUGGGUGCUAUGCGCGUCCGCAAGAAUUGCCGAUGUUUUUCGCAUAAUCCCAUAG
This is a messenger RNA of Puccinia triticina, 1080 nucleotides long. RefSeq lists its product as uncharacterized. Gene Ontology annotation, cellular component: VCP-NPL4-UFD1 AAA ATPase complex; cytosol; nucleus. NCBI's taxonomy places the organism in Eukaryota, Fungi, Basidiomycota, Pucciniomycetes, Pucciniales, Pucciniaceae. Gene Ontology annotation, biological process: autophagosome maturation; mitotic spindle disassembly; retrograde protein transport, ER to cytosol. The record is from RefSeq and is a predicted model, not a curated record. Gene Ontology annotation, molecular function: ATP hydrolysis activity; ATP binding; polyubiquitin modification-dependent protein binding. The coding region runs from base 1 to 1080 and encodes 359 amino acids. The transcript has 3 exons.